AUGGCCCUCAACCUCUUUACACGCCUACUCAGGCUGCCAGUCGCCGCGCGCCCCAACUUCGCCGCCCUCAACACCACUCUCCGUACACCGAUCGCCUCAUCACCACGCACAUUCAGCACGUCGUCACCAUUCUCGGCCACUUACAACCAAGUCAUGCGCGGCUGCCGUGUCGCGCAAAGAGCACGUAAACCUACAUCGCCGCAACUGAAGGAUCGACCGGAGAUGAAGGGUGUAUGUGUGCGUGUUGGUAUUACUAAGCCCAAGAAGCCCAAUUCUGGAGAGCGCAAGGUCGCAAGAGUGAGAUUGAGUAACGGAAGAGUCGUUACUGCCUAUAUUCCUGGUGAAGGUCACAAUGUCCAGCAGCAUUCUGUUGUCUUGGUCCGCGGUGGUCGUUCCCAGGAUUGUCCCGGUGUCAAGUACCAUCUCGUCAGAGGUGCCUUGGAUCUGGGUGGUGUCGGUAACAGAAUCACCUCGCGAUCCAAGUAUGGUACCAAGAAACCCAAGGCUGCCUAA
This is a messenger RNA of Aureobasidium subglaciale EXF-2481, 513 nucleotides long. RefSeq lists its product as uncharacterized. Gene Ontology annotation, cellular component: small ribosomal subunit; ribosome. Gene Ontology annotation, biological process: translation. The record is from RefSeq and is a predicted model, not a curated record. The transcript has 3 exons. Bases 1 to 513 code for a protein of 170 amino acids. Gene Ontology annotation, molecular function: structural constituent of ribosome. NCBI's taxonomy places the organism in Eukaryota, Fungi, Ascomycota, Dothideomycetes, Dothideales, Saccotheciaceae.